Helobdella robusta is the source of this 1234-nucleotide messenger RNA. RefSeq lists its product as hypothetical. Gene Ontology annotation, molecular function: tRNA (cytidine-N3)-methyltransferase activity. The coding region runs from base 1 to 1074 and encodes 357 amino acids. Lineage: Eukaryota; Metazoa; Annelida; Clitellata; Rhynchobdellida; Glossiphoniidae. The transcript has 8 exons. The record is from RefSeq and is a predicted model, not a curated record.
AUGUCUUUGAAACAAAUUUUCAAGUUUUUUAAAACUUCAGCUCCUUCUCUUUCCUAUUCUCGAUGCAUAUUUUGCACAUCUGAAACAUUGAAAAAUUCCAACAAUGGCAAACGCCCCCCCAGAGUAAACAGGCCUCUUUUAGAUGCAAAUAAAGUUUUCCAGUUCAAUAACUGGGAUAAUGUUGACUGGGAUGAGGAGAUGGAGUCGGAUGCUCGUAAGAAAGUCGAAGCCAAUUCAACCAUUAAAUUAUCUUCAGAUGAACAAGAGAAGUAUGAAAAGGAUGCGAAUAAAUAUUGGGAUGCCUUCUACUCGCAACAUCAGAAUAGAUUCUUUAAAGACAGAAAUUGGCUCUUCACUGAAUUUGCCGAAUUGGCUUCCCACCGAAAUAGUAGCAGUGAUUCAGCUGAUCCAGAGACAACCAGCAAUGAGACAUAUCCAGGUGAGAAAGCCAGCACUCGAAUAUUUGAGGUGGGGUGUGGGGUCGGAAACACGAUAUUUCCACUGCUGGAAGCCAACAAUGAUCCACAUUUGUUCGUUUAUGGUUGCGACCUCUCAGCUACUGCAAUCCAGAUCGUCAAGGAGCACUCGUCGUACGAUCCGAACAGGUGCCACGCAUUCGUCGCUGACAUCUCCGACCAACAAACUCAACUACCCUUUCCUCCAGCCAGUUUGGAUUUUAUCAUCCUUAUUUUUGUCCUCUCUGCUAUCAAACCUGACAAGAUGCUUGAUACCAUCAGACGCUUGUCAGCGUACUUGAAACCAGGUGGCAUGGUGUUGUUUCGAGAUUAUGGAAGGUACGAUAUGGCUCAACUGAGGAUCAAGAAAGGCAAAUGUUUGGAAGACAACUUCUACAUAAGAGGAGACGGCACAAGAGUUUAUUUCUUCAAGCAAGACGAAUUGCGCGAAUUGUUCGUGAAAGCCGGCCUGGCAGAGGAGCAAUGUUACGUAGACAGGAGGUUGCAGGUUAACAGGGGCAGGCAGUUGAAGAUGUUCAGAGUUUGGAUCCAGUGCAAAUAUCGACUCAAUCCUACAACUCUACCUCGAUCAAUUGAUAAUGUUCAUGGCUCGAAAUGAGAUUGACUUUGGAAAUUAAUGUAUAUAGUACUCCGUAAUAUACAGGAUUUUGUCUAGAAAUUAAUGUUUUAAUUGAUUCUUUCAAAUGAUGUGGUCGAUAAUAAAUAAUCGUUAUGAAGCUAUCGAAUCUUUUCAUAAUGUCACAUAAGUUGAAACUGGU